Messenger RNA from Daucus carota subsp. sativus, 2055 nucleotides. RefSeq names its product NAD(H) kinase 1. The transcript is spliced from 11 exons. NCBI's taxonomy places the organism in Eukaryota, Viridiplantae, Streptophyta, Magnoliopsida, Apiales, Apiaceae. Gene Ontology annotation, molecular function: NAD+ kinase activity. Gene Ontology annotation, biological process: NADP+ biosynthetic process; NAD+ metabolic process. The record is from RefSeq and is a predicted model, not a curated record. Bases 239 to 1765 code for a protein of 508 amino acids.
GACGUGAGUAUGAGUCUACACAUCUCGUUGACUUUGUUUUAUAACACUCCAUAACCACUUUCUUCCCACUAUCCCCAGCAUAACUGGAACAAACAUAUAUAAAUUAACAAUACACACAUAUAUCUUUGUAUCUAUUUUGUUCCCUCCUCUCAUCAUCCCUUAUAUAUACAUACAUGCCUAACAACACCUCUUAACUGAUACAGCUUCAUUUGCGUGAUCUGCACCAGCAGCAGCAGCUAUGUCUCCUAGCAAUUCAAGCUCAAAUGAACAGAAUGGCAUUUCUCCUCCACAGGAGAAUGGUGUUGUUGAUGCUCUCUCUCUGUUGAACUCUGAGAAAUCAGUACAUGAACUAGCUAUGCAACCGAUCGUUCAAGGGACUGAUGAUCAUCUUGUGGAGUUUUCUGAGGCUUUGAGAACUGUCGCAAAGGCAUUAAGACAAGUUGCUGAAGGGAAGGCUUCUGCUCAAAUUGAAGCUGCUGAAUGGAAGCGCAAAUACGAACUAGAGAGGGCACGGAAUAAGCAGCUGGAGCAUAAAGUACAACUACCUGUGUUAUCAAAUGAAGCUGAGGAGAAAUUUGAAACGUGUUGUGGGGAGAAUGGAAUUUGCUCUCACGAAGUUCUUCUGGAUGGAGAGCAUGGCAAUAGUUCGAAUGCAGGGAAAUGUAAACUUUCAAAAAAGGCAUCAUUUAAACUAUCAUGGUUUUGUAAAGGUGAAAAGAGUGAUCAACAUAAACAUGACAUCGUCUCCUUUGAAAAGGGAAAUAUAACAACUGCAGAGCGUAGCAGCAAGCAGAUUUCGUUAAGAUGGGAAUCACCUCCACAGACUGUGCUUAUUAUGAGCAAGCCAGAUUCAACAACAGUGCGCAUUCUCUGUGCAGAUAUGGUCAGAUGGUUGAAAGAGCAGCAGAAGUUGAACAUUUUUGUAGAACCGAGAGUGAAGUCUGAACUUCUGACCGAGUCAUCGUUCUACAAUUUUGUUCAAACCUGGGAAGAUGAUGAGGAGAUAUCACUGCUUCACAUGAAAGUUGACCUCAUUGUGACUCUUGGUGGGGAUGGAACUGUUCUUUGGGCUGCAAGAAAAUUUAAAGGGCCAGUGCCUCCAAUUGUUCCUUUCUCUUUAGGCUCUCUGGGUUUCAUGACACCAUUUUAUAGUGAGCAUUAUAGAGAAUACCUUACCUCAAUUCUUCAUGGUCCCAUUAGUAUCACACUGCGCCACCGUUUACAGUGCCAUGUGAUUCGAGAUGCAGCUAAAAGUGAGCAUGAGACAGAAGAACCUGUACUUGUAUUGAAUGAGGUUACAAUUGACCGAGGAAUAUCAUCAUUCCUCACGAAUCUGGAAUGCUACUGUGACAACACUUUCGUAACCUGCGUUCAGGGGGAUGGUUUGAUCUUAUCAACAACAUCUGGGAGCACUGCAUAUUCCCUAGCUGCUGGAGGGUCAAUGGUCCAUCCACAGGUCCCUGGAAUAUUGUUUACCCCAAUUUGCCCACACUCCUUGUCUUUUAGGCCUCUGAUAUUUCCUGAGCACGUCACGCUAAGGGUACAGGUUCCCUUUAAUAGCAGAGGCAGUGCUUGGGCAUCAUUCGAUGGAAAGGACAGAAAACAGUUGGGACCAGGUGAUGCACUUGUAUGUAGCAUGGCUCCUUGGCCUGUCCCUACUGCUUGCCGAGAGGAUUCUACUAGUGACUUCUUGCACAGCAUCCAUGAAGGGCUUCACUGGAAUUUAAGGAAGACACAGUUGAGCGAUGGUCCUCGGGAUACAUAGAUAUGUUUUCUUUCUCAGCAAAUUAAGCCUAUACAGGAUUGGUCAAUAGGGGCAAACAUCUUGGUGCUUCAUUCAUGUUCUUGUGUGAGGGACAGCAGCGCAAGUUCAUCUUUUCAUUCUUGCCGCUUUUUACAAGAUCAUGUAUUCAUGUGUAAUUGGGUACUGAGUUAUCCCUUUGAUCAUCAAGUUAUAUAUUAGUAUUUCAUAGAGAUCAAUAUAUGUUUCUGUAGGAAAAUCUUACAAUAGAUAGGUUUUUCAUUUUAUACAAGAGAGACUCACCAUUACUCUCA